CUGCGCACGCGCAGAGCGAGCUGGGAGGAAGGUGAAGAUGGCGGGAGCCUGGGCCCUGGCUCGGGGUUUCCGGUGGCUGCAAAGCACAGCUCGGCAGGCGGUGCCGCUGGGGGCACGGACAGCCUCCCACAUUACCAAGGACAUGCUACCGGGCGCCUACCCCAGGACCCCAGAGGAACGGGCAGCCGCCGCCAAGAAGUAUAAUAUGCGUGUGGAAGACUACGAGCCUUACCCGGAUGAGGGCAUGGGGUAUGGAGACUACCCAAAGCUGCCUGACCGUUCACAGCAUGAGAGGGAUCCAUGGUAUGAAUGGGACCACCCAGACCUGAGGUUGAACUGGGGUGAACCGAUUCACUGGCAUCUAGACAUGUAUAUCCGGAACCGUGUAGACACAUCUCCCACACCUGUUUCUUGGCAUAUCAUGCGUAACCAUCUCUUCAGCUUCGUGGCAUUCAUGCUUUUUAUGUUCUGGGUAGGGGAGAUGUACCCCAGCUACCAGCCUGUGGGGCCAAAGCAGUAUCCUUAUAAUAAUCUGUACCUGGAACGAGGUGGUGAUCCCAGCAAAGAACCUCAGCCAGUGGUUCACUAUGAGAUCUGAGGUUUUUUGGACCGUUGUGCCCUUGAACAAAGGCUCCUCAUUCCUAGAAAUUUAACCUUAAUGAAAUGCUGAAUAAAACUUAGUGAUCUGGUGUCUGUGCUUCA
Messenger RNA from Octodon degus (degu), 702 nucleotides. RefSeq names its product NADH:ubiquinone oxidoreductase subunit B8 (gene Ndufb8). Gene Ontology annotation, cellular component: mitochondrion. The coding region runs from base 38 to 598 and encodes 186 amino acids. The transcript is spliced from 5 exons. The record is from RefSeq and is a predicted model, not a curated record. Gene Ontology annotation, biological process: mitochondrial electron transport, NADH to ubiquinone. Lineage: Eukaryota; Metazoa; Chordata; Mammalia; Rodentia; Octodontidae.